AGACUUUUAUUUUGAAACAUAUUUGGUCAAUUUAUCCUGUUUCAUUUGGUUCGUGUUUAGUUUUAUUAGUUCCGCGGCAGCGGCGGCAGGAGCAGGACUGUGAGCACGGUUCUGUUACCGUGGAAGGGGCCGGAGAUGGCGGAGUACAGUCAGACGGGUAUAUUAACGGCCCUGCUGCUGUUUACUGUGGUAACUGUGAAGGAUAUUUAUGUGGGCCGCAACAGCAUGACUCAACAGGACAGCACUGGACCCGACCUGCAAACACAGAGACAGAACAAACACACACUCUACACGGGUCCGGUUCUCAAGUUCCAGUACUGUAUAUCCUGAGGGUACAGUAAGGUGUUCCAGGAGUACUCCCGGUCCAUCAGCCAGCUGUACCCGGACAUCCGAAUCGAGGGAGAGAAUUACCCUCCCAAACCCAUCAACAAAUACAUUGGAAAUUUCAUCUCCUACUUCAAACUGCUUGCCAUCGCCUUGAUUGUGACUGGACAAAAUCCUUUCCAAAUGUUUGGAAUGAACACUCCAAGUAUAUGGUCCUGGGGACAGGAGAAUAAGAUAUUCUCCUGCCUCAUGGCAUUCUUCAUUAGUAACAUGUUGGAGACCCAUUUCCUCUCGACAGGAGCUUUUGAGAUUUCAUUGAAUGAUGUACCAGUUUGGUCCAAGUUGCAAUCAGGAUAUGUGCCCAGCAUUCAGGAACUUUUCCAGAUCUUGGAUAACCACCUUAAGAUGAAUCAGGUUGACAAGAUGAACUUUCCCUCACCAUAGUGAUGUUGUUUUUGCCAAGGGACGGUCUCCGGAGCUGUUUCUCUGGUCAGUGGGACUGUGGAUUGUGGCAUAAUGAAGGCCUGCACUGCAAACAGCUCGCUGUUAGUACAGGCUCGAUGCUCAGCCACCACAAACACUCUUUCUGCCCAGCGACACACACCUUUGGAUUGACUACAUCUCUUCAGAGCAUUUAACGCGUAUUCUUAGUGUGAAAGACAUGUGUGAGCUAAAGGCACUACAAUACAUUUUUUAUGCUGAAGUUUUUUUUUUUUUUUAAUCAGGAUUCUGUUUGUAACAAGUGCUUUUAGCUGAAAUUGAAUGGAAUGCUCCAUCUUUCUCAAGGGCAACUGUGAUGUUAUCUUAACGUAGAUGUCUUAAAAUUACCUUUAACAUUAUUAUUUGUUUGCACUGGUGUAGACUGUACUGUACUCUGGGUAUUGGAUUUUUUUUUUAUUAGUGGGUUUGUUUGCGUACUGCAGAAACAUGCAGUUUUGUUAGUGAGCUAUCGGUUUUUUUUUAAUGCUUGAAAUUGUAAAUUUUUUGUCCUGUUGUCACAGGUUUGCUGGUUAGAUUCAUAAGUACAGCAUGUGCUUGUGGAGGGAAUUAAGGCCAGAUCUUCCUCUCUUCUGCUUAAACUUUAACCGUAUACAUUAGCACUGCCAGAGUAAUCUGUGAAAUCAGCGUAACUCUUCAGAUCUCUGCAGUCGGUGCGAUUGAGAGUGUUGCAUAUCAGAAGACCAUAUAUGAAUGGUAUUUCCAAAGAUUCCCGCUAUUUUUCCAGCUCUCCAUAUAGAUGUGACAGUAAGCAAUGUACCCCUUACAUUUAAGUGUACCUCUCUGUGAAUUUGUAACAAAUGUGAUACUAAUAGUAGGCAUUAAGUUGCUUCGAGAGAAUAAAUUUUACUCUUAUUUCACAGUGAUGUAAAAUAAAGAUUAAUAUAUAAAAUGUAA
Molecule: messenger RNA, 1719 nt
Organism: Carassius gibelio (silver crucian carp)
Lineage: Eukaryota; Metazoa; Chordata; Actinopteri; Cypriniformes; Cyprinidae
Product: selenoprotein T2-like
Exons: 6
Biological process (GO): cell redox homeostasis
Cellular component (GO): endoplasmic reticulum membrane
Molecular function (GO): thioredoxin-disulfide reductase (NADPH) activity
Source: RefSeq, a predicted model, not a curated record